UGUGUUGAGGCGCGGUGCUGCUGCUGCUGCUGCUGCUGCAGGAGGAGCGUCCGUCCGUCCGCUGCCUGCAGAGCAGAGCAGAGCAGAGCUGUGAUGUGCGGCCGCCUUAUUUGUCUCCUGGCUGCUCCAUUUUUCCACAUCUAAUCCCAUUUGCAAAAACCACAGAGGAGACACAUUCUUUAAGAAGGGCGACCUCCAUGCAGGCGGUGGAGGAGGUGAAACACUGUGUGAGUCUUUGAACUGAGAUGGGGAAGGUGUUAACUCAUUUCUGUGACUAUCUACAUGGUUUCUGGAGAUGCAGGUGCCUACAGAGGAUGCCCUUUCACUGACUGGAUAGAGGCAGUUGGGUUUCAGGAUGCGCUCCCUGAGAAAGACGGUGUUGCUGGCCAUCCUGGCGUCUGUGGUGCUGGUGCUGGCCCUCCUCCAUUCAUGGCCCACUCGGGCUUACACCACAGUGGAUGUGUGGCAGCGGCCAAUUGUGGAAAGGCAUCUGGAGGAGAGGCUCCCAGAACUAGACCACCGAUUAGGCAACAUCCCCUUUCACGUGAGGGACAGUGUGGCAAGCUUGUUGGCACGCAAUGGAUGCGUGUGUGAGGGUGAGAGUGGAGGAGUGAACCUGCCCUUCGCCCAACUCUUGUUCCCGCGGGUGUCAGCUCACCCGCUGCACACCGCCUUCGAGGCCUCCGAGCUGGAAGAAAUGAAGAAGAGACGGGCCAAAGAGUACCAGAGUUUCCAGAAGAGGUCACAGACAACUGCAGAUCUUCUCAUCAUUGCAGAGGCUAACAAUCCCUUACAGUAUCCAACACAGGGGGUGGAGGUACGGCCCAUGAGAACAAUCAUCAUCCCAGGCUUGGCCUUACACGACCUUCCCAGAGACCACUACUCAAUAAACAUCACUGCCACGAUGGGAACGCUGAACGUGGCAGCAGAGGCGGACGGAGUGAAAAUCAAAGGUGAUGGCGAGAUGCACAUGACUCUGUCGAGCAGCCUCCUGCCGAACCUGAACCGACAGCUGCAGUUUGUCACCUACACGAACACGCUGUUCCACCCCAGCACAGCUGACACAGUGCAGUUUGAGACAGAGGGGCAUCAAGCCAGCUUCAGUAUCAAGAUUCGUCACGGUGUAACACCCAAACUGUACAACACAGGAUCCAACGGAGAGUACAACGUCAGUGCCCUCGUUACCAUAGCUACGAAGACUUUCCUGCGUUAUGAUAAGCUCCAAGAUCUUAUCGACAGCGUGAGGAGAUACUAUCCCACCAUCACCAUAGUGAUCGCUGAUGACAGCGAAAACCCCAAGACCAUUUCUGGGCCUUACAUCGAACAUUACAUCAUGCCUUUUGGAAAGGGUUGGUUUGCUGGACGAAACCUGGCCGUCUCUCAGGUGACCACGAAGUACGUGCUGUGGGUGGACGACGACUUCAUCUUCACAGCCAGCACCAAGCUGGAGAAGCUGGUGGAUGUUUUAGAGAGAACCACUCUGGAUCUGGUGGGUGGUGCAGUGCGGGAGGCCACAGGUUACACCGCCACCUACAGACAGACCAUCUCCAUUGAGUCAGGGGAGGAGGACGGCGACUGUUUACACAUGAGGAGAGGAUUUCAUCACGUCAUCCAAGGCUUCCCCAACUGUGUUGUGACUGACGGGGUCAUCAACUUCUUCCUGGCUCGCACCGACAAAGUCCAGCAGGUCGGCUUUGACCCGCGCCUCGCCAGGGUCGCUCACCUUGAGUUUUUCAUCGACGGCCUAGGAUCUCUCCACGUGGGCUCUUGUGAUGAUGUCAUCGUCAACCAUGCCACCAAAAUCAAACUCCCCUGGGUCAGCCAGUCAGAGAGCGACAAGACGUACGCCAAGUUCCGCUACCCGCCGGCCUCCUCCGACGCCACACACACGAAAAACGGCCUCCUGUUCUUCAAGAACCGAUUCCAGUGUUUGACUCAUAAUUAGCUCCUCUCCUCUUGAUCCUGAGGGUUCCUCUGCUCCUCCUGAGUUGCCAAAGAAGUUCUCUUCCACCAUGUCCCGUCAGAUAAGAUCUCACACACACACUUUGGUUGGCCUUUUCUUGAAAACGAGAGGUUUCAGGCGCCAUCGGAGCAGUUUUAGCAUGUUCAUUCUGUCAGUGCUAAAAAGUCCUCACACACAGUAAAUAACCUGAAGCCAGAUAUGAAAGCCCAGGCUCUCUUAGUACAGAAUCAGCUGUAGUAAAAAAGAUAUCAUUGUUUAUGCAGACCCAAUUAAAGCUUCAGUAGGCAACCAUUUUUUGGCAUCAUUGGGCAAAAAUUCCAUAAUAACCUUUCAGCAUAUUGUAAUUCAAGUGUUCUGAGAGAAAACUAGACUUCUGCACCUCAU
This is a messenger RNA of Sebastes umbrosus (honeycomb rockfish), 2347 nucleotides long. It is a transcript of the gene b4galnt1b, whose product is annotated as beta-1,4-N-acetyl-galactosaminyl transferase 1b. NCBI's taxonomy places the organism in Eukaryota, Metazoa, Chordata, Actinopteri, Perciformes, Sebastidae. The coding region runs from base 356 to 1945 and encodes 529 amino acids. The record is from RefSeq and is a predicted model, not a curated record. Gene Ontology annotation, biological process: ganglioside biosynthetic process. Gene Ontology annotation, cellular component: Golgi membrane. Gene Ontology annotation, molecular function: hexosyltransferase activity. The transcript is spliced from 12 exons.